GCGAAACUUGAAAAUGAACCACUUAAAAACACAAUUAGCCAUUUAACAUGUUAUUUUUGCUACAUAGACGAUACUUUCGUAGUAUUAGAAAGAGAACAUGGAAAGGACAACUUACCUAAAAUAUUUAAUAACAUCCAUCAAUUAAUUUCACAUCAGAGGAAGAACAGAACAAAAGCAUGUCAUUUCUAGAUGUCCAAUUAACUAGACGAGCAGAUGAAACUUUAAAAAGAGGGUUACACAGAAAUUCUGCAACAGGACAAUAAACUCAUUUCUAUAAUGCAAUACCAAUCAGAUACGAAAGGAACUUGAUGACGAUCCUGACUUAUCGUACCAGAAUGUUUUGUUCUGAUAACACUAUUGUAUAUGGAUUGGUUAAUAUAUGUAACAUGUUUAGUUAGAAUGGGUACCCUAUGAAAUUCAUCGACAGACACAUGAAGGAAAUGAAAAGAAGGACAAAGAUACCCACCGUUCCUAAGAAAAUGAUACUACUGAAGAAAUUGUUACUCGGAGAUUACGAAAAGCGGUACAAAAAACAUUUAAUGCAGUCAGACCGUGUUAUCUACUACAACCACCACAAAAUAGGAACGACCGAUAAAGACGGAUUGGCUGAACUUGCAAAAUCCAUGUGUAUUUAUCAAUUCAACUGCUCCUGCGGAGCUAGUUAUAUAUGGUGCACAAUUCGGCAAGUUCGUCAUCAUAUAACAGAGCACCAUUCGUCGUGAUUGAGCCAAGGACAAAUGAACGUGAUCAUAUACAAAAAUGUUUGUUUACCAACUGGAUUAAUGCUCAAUUAGAUGGAGUCUAUUCAUCGGAAUUUCUCAAUUAUCUAUCUUAUCCAAAUGAUCUACAUAAUAGUUGGGCAUAUCAUAAUAGUUCAAUGAAUAGAUUACCACAUUCACCAUCAUGGGAAGUAUCAUCAUCUACAUAUAGAUCCUAUGCUAUUGGACAUACUUAUUUAGUGAAAGAAUUAUAUCAUGAUUUACGUGAUGGAAGAAUUUUACUACGUUUAUUAGAAUUACUUUCAGGAAGACAAUUUACAAGAAUUAAUCAUAGCAGAAUGCGAAUUCAUCAAUUGGAGAACAUCAAUAAAGCACUUGAUUUUCUUUAUGAAGAAGGAGCACAUCUUGAAAAUGUCGGUGCACAAGAUAUUGUCGAUGGUAACCCAAGAAUUACAUUAGGUCUAAUAUGGACAAUUAUAUUACAUUACCAGGUUCAGGAUAUCGUUGUCAAAGAAUCAGAUGAAACUGGUGAAGUUAGACAUGCAAGAGAUGCUUUACUACUUUGGUGCCAGCUUAAAACAGCUGGAUAUCCUCAAGUUGAAGUUGUUGAUUUUACAAAAAGUUGGCGAGACAGUUUAGCAUUUGCAGCUUUACUACAUCGACAUUAUCCAGAUUUGAUUGAUUAUGAACGAAUAUGUCAUAUUGAUAGUUUACAAGUACGACUAGAAAUUAUUUUUCAACGAGCCUAUCUACAUUUAGGCAUACCAAUACUCAUCGAAUCAAAAGAUUUUACUCAAACAUGUUGGCUAGAAGAACGUUGUGUAAUGACUGUUGUUGCGACAUGGUAUCGUUAUUUAACCAGUUCACAUAAUACAAAAUUAUCAUCGGAACGUGUUAGUAAAGUGAUUCAACACAGCUUAAUUAUAAGUCACAAAAUAUUUGAUUACAUUAAACAAGCAAAACGAUGGCUGAAAUGGUCAAAUGUAAAUAUUAAACAGAUUAACCAGUUGCUAAUUAGGCUACAAGAAUCAAAUCAAAUUAGAAAUGAAUUAGAUGUAAAGCAAGAAUUACAGAAUUUAAUGAUUUGGCGCCGAAAAGAAAAAGCAGAAAAAAUGUCUGAACUAGUCCAAUUAGAAACCCUGUUAACUGAAAUUCACACUAGUCAGCUGGCUGAAUCACAUCGAUUAUUCAAACCGCCAAAUGGUUUAAGCCUCAAUGACUUGGAAGAAUCUUGGAAAUGUUUAAUCACAGUUGAACAUAAUUGUCAUUUGGCUAUUGUAGAUGAAUUAAUUCGUCGAGAAAAUGUAAGUCUAUUAGGCAUAAAAUAUGAACGUAAAAUUGAAUUAUGCUUAAAUUGGUUACAAGAGAAUAUACAAAUUAUUAAUUUAGCAACACAAACUGAAGAUAUGAAAUUAUUAGAACAAAUGAAUUUAUUUAAAGUAUAUUUGAUUCACUUAACUACUACUACUACUACUCAUGAACACUCACAGGAAUUUCAGCAGGAAUUUCCACUUCAUCAUUUAAUCAUUACUCGUCAUCAAAUUACAUCAUCACAACAGAAACAUUCCGCUUUUAUGAAUGAUACCGAAACGUAUAUCCAUUUAAAAUUACAUAAAUUAAAUGAAUUAUUACAAUUGUUAACAAUAUCAUCUAUGCCUCAAUUACAAUGGGAUAAAUAUCAAAACCAAUGGGAUCAUUUAUUAAUAAUCAAUAAUCGAUUACAAAUGAAAUUAUAUCAUCGUGAAAAUAAUUUAAAAUUCUUUCAAGAAUGGUUAGAUUAUUUAUUACAAUUCAAUAAUCAAUUCGAAAUCAUCAAUAAUCAAUUCAAACAAAUCAAUCAAUUGAUCAAAGAAAAUAAAACGAAUUUGGUGGAUACCUAUUUAGAUCAAUUACAAAUGGAUAUUAAUCAAUUGGUGAUAUGGAUUGAAUCUGUAAAAACUUUAUUGAAUAGAAUAGAUCAUUCUGAAGAGAAAGAUCUUGAUGAUGAUAAUAAUCAUCAAUCAAGAUCAUAUUUACAAAUCAAUAUUAGACAUAGUUUAGAAUCUAUUCAAUUGUAUCAUACAAAUCUUGAAAAGAUUUUAUUAGAUAUAAGUCAAUGGAAUACAAUAAUAAAAAAUGUAUAUGGUUUAUUAAAUGAAAUGAAUGAAGAAUUAUUAUGGAUAAAAGAUCAAAAUGAUUCAAUUAAACCCCUUGAAUUUCUUAAAGAGGAACUCGUUGAAAAUUUCGGUCAGGUUGGUGUACAGACUCAUCAUUUGCAAAGUAGAUUACAUCUACUUAAUAAAGAACUUCAGUUAAGAUAUGGAAUUAAUUAUUAUAACCAUCAUUUAACUUCAUCAAAUCAAACAUUAUAUGUAGCAUUACAACAAAUUUCAACUAAGUUGAACUCUAUAAAUUUCAACCAACUAACCAUGAAUGAUAUUUCUCUAAUGAGUAUUCUUAAUAACAUACAUCUUGAUGAAUACAACUCGAAUGAAACUGAAGAAUAUCAUGAAAAUGAAAUCAUCGGAGACUUGAAAAAAUGCCCAUUCAUACGAAUAUAUGAAGAUAUUAUAUUAUCUUUAGGAAAUAUGCAUCUAUCCAAUUUUCCACUGGAUAAUUCAACAUGUACUAACGAUCAGAAUAUUCAACAUGAAGAACGUUGUACAAAAGUCGUUGAAUUUGUUAAAUUGUUACAAAGACAAUGGAGUAAACUACUGAUUGCAAUUAAUGACAUAAAUGUUAAACUAGCAAGACAUCAUCAAUAUUUAAAUGGAUUAUAUAGCUUAGUUAUACUCAAUACUAAAAUUGAAGAAACUAAUUUAAGAAUAUGUGAAACAUAUAAUGGUGUUCAAUUGACAUCAAUGCUUGUCGACUGUUGUCUUGAACCUGUUCGAGAUAAAUCAACACAGAAUGAAGUCAUUGAUACGUAUAAAACGGGAAUGAAAUCAACAACAAUAACUAAUACAUUGAGAGAACAAAAAGCUAUAACAAUUAAUAAAGAAAUUGUGAUUAAUUCAACAUUAAGGCAAAUGGAUCAUAUAAUUGAACAGUUGAAAUUAUUUACUACUCAUUUAAAUCGACUACAAAAUGAAGUAUAUGCUUUUCUACCAGCCAGAUCUAUUCUGAAUGAAAAUGAUUAUUCAGUAUUUCAUCACUUGAAAACCAAAUUAAAUCAUCUUUACAGAUCUAGAAAAUCCCAUGUGGAAGUAACAUUUCAGUCGGCUAAACAACAAAACAUCAAUAAUCAAGACAAUUAUAGUAGUGAUCAUAGUGAUGAAGUAUCACUAACCGGUCUACGAACAGUUGGUUCAUCAUUUCAAGAGGAUAUAGAUUCUGUUAUUUCUAUAUCCAGUCUUGAAAAUGAUAAAGAAGAGAAGAUAGACAAAAAUCAACUCCCAAGAACAACCACAUUGCAUGAAACAUUGAAUUUACAACAAACUGAUUGUGAAAUGACUUUGGCUACUAGUGAGUCUGAGAAUAAUCUACAGGGAUUGUUGUUUACAUCAACAAAAUCUAUCAUGAGUAGUACUGAAUGCAAUGAGGAUAAUAAAUAUUCUGAACAAAAUUAUAGAACUCCGAUGAAUUCCCCUGAAGAACAUGAAUUACCCAUCUUAUUACUUCCACAUAUUUCAAUGAUUGCUCAUCAUUUAUUAAAUAGGUUAAGUUUUAUUCAUAUGCAUUUCAUAGAUUGCUUAGAAAACAGUUUAAAAAUAAGGGAUAAAUUGGAACUUCGACGUGAUGUUUUACGUCUUGUUGACAAUAUUGUAUCAAUGGGAAAUUGGAUUGAAGAAAAGGAGAGAAUUUUGUUAACAUUCAAUCCUGUUAUAUAUCCUUCGAUGGAGUUUUUAAAAUCUUUACCAAUACCAUGUCCUAUUACUGUUACGGAAGAAAUUAUUCAUGCUAUAUCACAACUCUCUAUACAAGCUUAUCGUUUUAAAACAUUUGAACAUGAACUAAUAAGUCAUGCAAAUUUAAGAUUAAGUGAAAUUGGAAUGCUUAAUGAAGGAUUAUCGGAAAAUUUAAAGAAGCUUGACAAAGAAAGGGAUUUCAGUAUUCUUCAAUUUAUUCAGUCUACUAUAAAACUUAAUUUAUCAGUUGAGGAUUAUGUAGAUGACGAUGAAGAUGAUGUUGAUGAUGAUGAUGAUGAUGAUGAUGAUGAUGAUGAUGAUGACAAUGAAGAGGCACAUGAGGAAGAGGAUAGUAGUAGUGAAGCUAGAGAUAAACCAUAUGAAAUUAGUGUGGAUAAAGAAAGUAGUCAAGAAUUUGUUGAAACUAACCAUGAAAAUAAAAUAUUUUACCGACGUACAUCGAAACAUUUUAGUGAUGAACAAACUGACGACAACAAUGUUGACAAACCAAAAUAUUCAAAAUUAUUAGAUUAUAUUAACAAGAAAUGGCAACGUUUGAAGCUUUUACUCAAUGCACGUCGUGAACGAUUUGAAUUAGCUGCAUAUUUAUCAAAAUACCAUACUUUAUGUCAAACAACAAAAGAAUGGAUAAUACGUAAAAGAGAAUUACUCAUUUCAACUGAUGAUUUAGGCACAGAUUUAAAUAGUGUUAUGCAAUUACAAAGAAGAUUAUUAGGUUGGGAAAAAGAUUUUAUUGCAUUACAAGAUGAAAUCCAAAGUCUUAAUGUAGAAGGUGAAAGAUUAUUGAAAGCCUUAGUAGAGGAAGCUCCACAAAGAAGAGAUUUAUACCUUAUCUCCGGAGAAUUGUAUGCUUCAAAAGAAGUCAAUCAUUUAAGAUUAGAAUUGAAUCAGGAAUGGGAACUUUUACAAGUAGAAUUAAAAUGUCGUCAAGACAAAUUAUUAGCUUCAGCUGAACUGCAACAAUUUUUUCAGAGUUUAGAUGACAAUCAAUUAUGGUUACGUAAUAUUGAAAUUCGUGUAGCAACACAUCAAUUACCAUUGUCUGUAGAAGAAGCCAAAGCUGAAAUUGAUAUGCAUAAAGAAUUAGGUGAACAAAUUUUAGCUCGUAAAGAUGAAUAUAGUGAUUUAAUAAGUUAUGGACGAUGUAUUACAGCUGGUGAAAUAGAUGUACAUUACAUACAACUUGAUCAACGUUUAGAUAGAUUAGAAAAUGGUUGGUCAGAAUUAAUGCAAAUGUGGACAUAUGAACAAAAACUUUUACAACAGAAUUUAAACUUCCAGAUGUUUCUACGUGAUGCACAUUUAUUUGAAACUUUGUUGUCAACACAAGAAAGUAAACUAAUGAAUUAUCAACUCAUAAAACAAAAGAAUACAACCGAUAUGGUUGCUGCGUUAAAAUCUCAAAAUGAAAUUGUUCAAUGUUUAAUCAAUGCUAAUGAAUCAUUGAAUCAUUUAUGUGAUACCGGGAAUCAACUCAUUAUAGAUAAAGUAUAUUCAAUGGAGAAAAUACAAAAUAAAGUUUUAUUUAUAAAAAACAGAUAUAUCACACUACUUGAUGAAGCUCGUACACUAGUGGAUUCAACUAAAGAUUUAAUAGCACUUCGAGAGGAUAUGCAACAAAUUCAAACGCUACAAGAAUGGCUUAUAGAAAAGAAAGAACUUGUUGAAGAAUACGAUCAGGCAGGUAAACUAUCAAAUAUGAGUUCAUUGGUACCAUACAAAGUAUUUGUCAGUAAACAAUAUACACAACAUCGUGUCCUUGAAAGUGAAAUUGAAUCUAAUAAUGAUCGUAUUGAACAGGUUUUCCAAAAUGUAGUCAAUACCAUUGUACAAUAUCCACGUAUUGCGGACCAAUUGAGUGAAUCACUUGGUAAUUUAAUGAUACUAUGGGAGAGUCUACGUAAAUUAAUACGGGAACGAGGUGAUUAUAUGGUUCAGUUACAUAGGGCGAUUAUAUUUGAAGAUGGAUACAACGAAUUAAAUCGUUGGUUAGAUAAAUUUUUUAUAGAAUUUUUAUCUUUUAAAUCAUUUGAUCAAUUAAAACAAUUCGAAGAACAUGCUGAACAAGAUCCAUCAAUAAUGGUGGAAAGUUUAAUCGAACAAUUCACAUCAGAAUAUAAUCAGAAUAUGAAAAUGAUUGAAGGAACAACAGAAUCAUCAAGUAACAUUAUGGAAUAUCUUAUAGAAAAUAAGUUUAUGAAUCAAAAUUGGACCAAUAAAGCCAAUAUACCAGGUUGUACUAGUAUGAAUGAGGUAUCUUCUUAUUUGAACAAAAUGACCGAAUAUUUAAUCAAUAUUGAUGUAAAGAAAAAACUUCUAGUGGAACUUCAUGAACAUUCCAAGAUCCUAUCAAAUCUUGAUAACCAAAAUCAGAAUACUGAAGCAGAGUUAAAAAUGAAGAGUUUAAUCAAGAAAUUUUGGAAAAUUCAAAUAUUUGUUUAUGAACAUACUGAAGAACUGAAAGCACAAAAACACAUUUAUCAACUUUAUAGAGAUUUAGAAAAUGAGAGGAUUUGGACUCAUGAAAAACUUCUUUUAGCCGAUAACACUUAUAUUGGUCGUUCCUUAUUUGCUGUAAAUCAGCUAAUCAGGCAACAUCAAUUACUCAUAAAAGAAGUAGCCAAUAGGACAAAUAGAAUGGAAAUCACGAUACAAGAUGCAGUUAAUAUUAUAACGAAAUUUCAAUCAACGUUUGAAAUAGUCAUUGAUGAUGAUGAUUGUAAAACAAUUCAACAAUCAAAGAUUAGAUCGUCUGAGAAAACAAUGACCAUUCAAAUAGACGAUCAUUCUAUCAUUGAAAUUGAAUUAUCCACUGAUAUAGGUGUAAAAUAUAAAAUCCCUAAGAAAAUUCUAAUCGAUUUGGAUACAUUAGUGAUAGAAUUACGUUAUGAUUUAAAAAAUCUGAUUGAUCGAAUGUCUAAACGUACUGAACGAUUAAAUAUAGGCUUUCAAUGUUUUACACAUCUUGAUGAAUUUGCAGAAUUACGCAAUUGGUUACAAGAGUGUGAAGAUAUGUUACUAUUAGAAUCAAGAGCUAGUCGUGAUAUAAUUACAGCUAAAACUGAACUUAAAAAACAUGCUCAUAUUGAAUUUCGUGUAAAUACGCUGUUAGCAAAUUGUGUUCGUGAUUUCAAUCAGAAAUCAUUAAAGCUAAUCAAUGAAUUUUUGGAACGUAAAGAAAAAUACAAAAAUCAACUAGAUUUAAUUAAAACAAAUGAAAAUCUACAAAAAGUUGUUGAGCAAUUGUCUGAAAUGCAAGUUGACCAACGAACUACUCAAAGUCAAUGGUCACAGUCUAUUCUACAUGAUGAAAAUAUGAAUAAAGUAAAACAAAGUUCAUUUGAUAAUUUAAUAAAUCGUCGUAAACUUCGUAGUCAAAUUAAACAACUACGUAAACGUAUCCAAGUUAUACAGUCUAUUCAACGAAUUAUGGAUCGUCAAUAUGCAAGUCUAUUAGAUGUUUGCGUACAGAAACGUCAACGUUUAGAAGAAAUUCUAUCUUUGAGCAUUGUUUAUGAAGAAGUUUCAGAAUUGAAAAAUUGGUUAAAUCAACAAAUCACUAUAGCUUCUUCAACAUACACUGGUCGAAGUUUGAAUGAAUGUGUACGUAUUAUCAAUCGCUUUGUGCAUUUUGGUGAAAAUCUUCUAGGUGAAUCUUUUACAUCGUUUGUAGAAGUUGAAUUACAUUCAUUUGAUCCUAUUUCAACAGUAUAUACCAUAAACAUAACUGAUCAAUUUGUACAUACAUCUGGUUUAGCUUCUGAACGUACAGCAAGAGUUAUGAAUAUGUGUCGUUGUUUAAUACGUACAAAACAUUCAGAUUCUCCACGUAUUGCAUUUUGGCAAGAUAUUAUUUCAGAAACAUGGGCUGAUUUACGUGAAUUAAUUUAUUCACGAGUUAAAUUAUUAAUUUCAGCUGCUCAUCGAUUUAUUUUUAUAAUUCGUUGCUCUGAAACUUUGAAACUUGUUCAAGAAAAAUCGGAUCAACUGUCUCAAUCCAUUGGUAAAGACGUACAAGCCAUUUGUAAACAACUUUCAUUGUUAUCUGCAUUUGAACAAGAUGUCCAAGCUCUUGAACCACUAAUUAAUUGGGUAGAAAAAGCAGCGGAUUAUCUUCUUCCUCUAUAUUCUGGUAAUUGGAUUAAACGUUUAAAAAAACCACGUGAUAUUCUCCUCUCUGUCUGGUAUCAACUUAAAGAUAAAACUCAUCUUCGUCGUAUCAGAUUAAAACGUGCUAUUGCAUUAUAUCGUUGGAUAUCCAAUUUAGAUGCUUUUUUCAACUGGACCCAACAAUGUCAAAAAGAAUUAGAACAUAUUGAAAUGGAUAUAUGGAAUAUGAAUCCAUCACAAUCUACUGUCAUCAAGAAAUCGAAUCACAUUACAACUGAGAAUAUAAAAUAUGCCAUGGGUCAAGCACUUCAGUUGCGAGCCGAACUAAAUGCUAGAGAUGACAAAGUCAAGUCAUAUUUAGAAGAAGGUAAAAGACUGAAAGCUUCAUUCAAACAACAUUUGAUGCAAUAUGAUAAGUCAAGAUAUGAAAAGUGCCAUCAGCCAUACGAAAUGUCUCAGUUAUAUUUGAAAACGGAAAUAGGAAAACAACAUGGAACUAAUAAUCCAGCUGAUGAAAUACAAAUUUGUAAGAUCAGUGAACAGCGGAAGAAGUUACGGAAUAAUACCUUACAAAAUGUGAAUGUUACUGACAAGCAUUGUAUUAUAGAAAAAGCUGAACAACAUAGUCGAAUUGCAACAGUUAGAUCAAUUUCCUCUGAUCCUCACCUUGAAUCUGUGAGGUCAAAUGCAAAUUACAGUCAAAAGUCAGAUUCAUCAUCUAUGGGAUUAAAUCAACUGACUUUACAAAAUGAGAGUCAUAUGAGCGAUGAAGAAGACCAAAUAAUAACAGAUCUUCAGUUACGUAUGACACGAUUAGUAACAUCAUGGUAUAAUUUGCACAAGAAAUGGCAUCAAAUAUAUGAACGACUAGAAUUACAACUUAGUAUUAAUGAAUUUGCAAGUGUCGCCGAUUCUUUGGAACGUUGGCUGGUACUUCAUUCAGCAGAAGUAGAAUGUUUAGAUAUGGGUGAUUCUAUCAAGGAAACACAAAUAUUAAUUGAUCGACUAAACGUUCUGGAACGGAAUACUGUGCCACAAAUCAGUAGAUAUGAAAAAGUUAAACAACCUACAAAGUUUGAACUCACUGAGAUCAAUGAAAAUAUGCUGAAUGUGCCAAUAAGUUGUGUGAAUAUUGUUCACAGUCCGGAUCUAGAAAAUAUACAAACACUUUUAAAUUACUAUGAAUUGAACGAAACAGAUGCAUCAAAUGAUUUUGAUGAUUCUAAGCAGAAUGUCGACACAAUGACAGAUGAGAAUUUAAAGGAUACUACUGAUUCACCUGAAGUUAGUUGGGAGGUGACAGAAGACUCUAUAAGUGACUAUUUAAUGAGAAAACACGAGUGGAUUAAUCAUAAUUGUAAAUCUCGCGAUCGUUCCUGGUAUGAACUAUAUAUGGUCUUAAAUACAUCAGUUAAACAGCUGUUAGCCUAUAAAAACAAAUCUGAUUACAAUGAAGAUAAUCCUCAAUCCAAUACAUUUCGUGGAGAGACUGGAUUAUUGGUGGGACAGAAUCUGUUAACUGCUUGUGAAACAAAGGAUUAUACGAAACGAUCCAAUACAUUUCGCAUUACAUCUACGGCUACCGGAGCUCGGUAUCUAUUCCAAGCUCAAACCAGUGAAAUUAUGAGAAAGUGGCUUGGUUUAAUUCAAAAUAUCAACCGGCAAACGAGAUCAACAUCAGGUCCAACCCUCAUCACUUUAUCGAGACCAUCUGAAGAAUUCCAGAAUCCUUUAGUCAUUGUAGAUAUGCAUGAAACAUUGACUACAUCGAAAAAAUUAACUUUAACACAAAUGUUGAGAUCAAAGACAACUAAUCAAAUAUCAUGCAUGCGAAGACAUAGUUCAACCCAGGAUAAUGAUCUUACAAGUAAUAUGUUAGAGAACACAGAAUCACCACAAAUUCGAAUGAAACGAUUUCCUUCAGUGCGCACAAUGAAAGUAUUUUCACCAAGACAAGUAGUACGUUGGCUGACAUUUAAAUAUUCUUCAUUUUCACCCUCCUGCUCCUCCUCCUCCAGUAUGAGUCAUCAAACGCCUAAAUUGAUUAGAAGUAGUACAUCACAUAAUAUGGAAUCUGAACAGUCUGGUCAACCAACUCCAUUACUACGCAAAAGUUUAACUUAUGGUUCCUUGCAUAAAAUUAGUCGAUUUUCUAUUACUACACCAAAGAGUCAUAAAGAUACAUGACAUGGAUAUCAUUAGAAUUGGUGUGUAAAAUACAUAUCGACUAUAACAUUCAAUUACCGUUAAUGUCCCCCCCCACCAAAAAAAUGAUAAUUUUUAAUUUAGUUUAUAAGGUAUCAGCAAACAUUCAACAAAGAGAAUACUUCAUUGAGCUUUUAAAUGUUUA
Messenger RNA from Schistosoma guineensis, 11027 nucleotides. NCBI's taxonomy places the organism in Eukaryota, Metazoa, Platyhelminthes, Trematoda, Strigeidida, Schistosomatidae. The record is from the annotation of a GenBank genome assembly.